Messenger RNA from Numida meleagris (helmeted guineafowl), 1787 nucleotides. RefSeq names its product ribosomal oxygenase 2 (gene RIOX2). Gene Ontology annotation, cellular component: nucleolus. The record is from RefSeq and is a predicted model, not a curated record. Gene Ontology annotation, molecular function: histone H3K36 demethylase activity; histone H3K4 demethylase activity. The transcript is spliced from 10 exons. The coding region runs from base 242 to 1663 and encodes 473 amino acids. NCBI's taxonomy places the organism in Eukaryota, Metazoa, Chordata, Aves, Galliformes, Numididae.
CCGCGGCCCUGGGCCUCGCGUGACCCGGCUGCGGGCCGGGCCGGGCGGCGGCGUGCGCUGCUGGGACACCGGGCCAGGCGGCGGCGUGGGUGAGCCCGGUGCUCUGAGCAGCGCUGCUGCACGUGUGAGCGCUGGCUGCGCUCCGCAGCUGGGGCCGCUCUGCGCAUUGCGUUCUUCCGUUGUGGAGAAAGGGUGAUAGUAGGCACGUGUGGCUCCGGGCUGCCGGAGGAGCUCACGGACCAUGCCCAAGAAGGGAGGGAAGCAUGCUGAGGUGGGGAGAGAAAUGCAGGUGCAGUCCAAACGAGCAAAGGUUGAAGCAGCUUGUUCAUCAUCAGUCAUGGAUUUUGAGAGCCCAGACAGCCUCUUUGCAAGCCUGAUCUCUCCCAUCAAACCAGAGGUGUUUUUCAAGGAGUAUUGGGAAGAGAAGCCACUGCUUGUUCCAAGAAGUGAUCCCCCACUGGCUGCUUACUACCAGUCCCUCUUCCAGCUGUCAGAUCUGAAGGAGCUGUGCAGCCAGGGGCUGUACUAUGGGCGUGAUAUAAAUAUCUGCAGAUGUGUGAAUGGAAAAAAGAAGGUUUUAAAUAAAGAAGGCAAAGUGAACUAUGUGCAGCUGAAGAAGGACUUUGACCAGAAAAAGGCAACCAUACAAUUCCAUCAGCCUCAGAGGUUUAAGGAGGAGCUGUGGAAGAUUCAAGAGAAGCUGGAAUGCUACUUUGGGUCUCUGGUUGGCUCAAAUGUCUACAUUACUCCACAGGGGUCCCAGGGCCUUCCUCCUCACUACGAUGACGUUGAGGUGUUCAUCCUCCAGCUGGAAGGUGAGAAGCAUUGGCGGCUCUAUAAACCAACAGUGCACUUAGCUCGGGAGUAUAACGUGGAGUCAGAAGAUAGGAUUGGGAAUCCCACGCAUGAAUUUGUAUUAAAGCCGGGUGACUUACUGUACUUCCCAAGAGGGACAAUUCACCAAGCUGACACACCUCCUGGGAUAUCUUAUUCUACACACGUGACCAUCAGUACCUACCAAAACAACUCCUGGGGAGACUUCUUACUGGAUGCAAUUCCUGGCCUUGUGUUCAAUACUGCCAAAGAGGACGUGGCCCUGCGGGCAAGCAUCCCAAGGAAACUGCUCAUGCAGGUGGAUAUAGCGGACUCGACAAAAAAACUGAGUGGCAUUCUGAGAAUGCUUGCGGACCGUCUGGAGAACACCGGAGAGCUGAGAUCAUCCGACAUGAGGAAGGAUUUCAUUAUGAACCGUUUGCCGCCUUGCUUGGGAUGUGAUUCUGACUCUUUAACUCCAGGUGGAAAAUUGCCAAAAUUAGAUAGCAAAAUCAGACUGCAGUUCAGGGAUCAUGCUGUAAUUACAGUGGAGCCGGAUCAAGAGAAUUCUGAUGAAAUUCGCAAGGAGAUGGUGUACGUGUAUCAUUCUUUAAAGAACAGGAGAGAAACUCACAUGAUGGGCACGGAAGAUGACGAUACUGCGAGCGAGGAAGGUGCAGCACAGCAGACUCCUCACGGACUGCGCUUUCCUUUGUCGUACCUGGAUGCGCUGAAGCAGAUUUGGAGCGGCAGCACUGUCUGUGUGAAAGAGCUCAAACUUAGCUCAGCUGAAGAGAAGGAAAACCUGGCCUUGGCACUGUGGACCGAAUGUCUCAUUGAAGUUUUUUAAUGUGAAUUAGGUCCUUAUGGAGUCUCUCAGGAGAAAGAAUUGAUUGAAUAAACCUAUGUUUUUGCAUCCAACCUUAGUUUGUACUGCCAACACUGUGUUGCAAUAUAAAUAUACUUUGCUAGUG